AUGCAUAAUCGGUCUACAUUGCAGAAUGGCUUAUGGUUUGGAGCGCCGGUUGCUUUAUUCGCGGGAAUUCUAUCACAGUUCCACAUACCUAUGCCAGCAUGGCUAGCUUCUAUGAGCCCACCAUCAUCUACAAUCAUCAAGACGACAAACCCAGUAGAAAUGUACGAUGUUGUACACAUUUGUCAUUGUAACGAGCGCGCUAUUGAAUGGCAAGACGUUUUUGACUUUCUGAGGCGUAAAUUAACGCAACCCGAUCUGGAAUGGAUGAGUUUGGCUGUUAACUUGCUUCUGACACUAAAUUUGUUGUUGAUAGUACUUCGAAAAAUAGCAAGUAAUAGGAGAGCCAAGGUAACGGCGAGCUCUGCUGCUGGGAGUUCAAGUAGAGAAGUUCAAGUUCUUCAGUAUAGUCCGAGGGAAAGGGCCUUGCUCCAAUUUCAAAAGCUGAAAUUGAUGCCUCUGAAUUUCAAAUGUGACCGUGAAGAUGUGUGGGACUUUGAAGGGGACGAUCUCAUAAAUUGGGAACGGGAAUAUGUGCCGGGAGAAAUGAGUGAACAAAGUACAGACACACUACGGAGUGCCAUUCCGACAGUUUCGCCGCCUACUCAAGUAGCUUCUGUGUUGAAUGUAACUCUCACGCCACAAAGAGUACCAGCUACUGCACCACAACCUCAUAUUGUACCAACUGAAGGCCCAAUUGGGCAGAGCGAUACACCAUCGCUCCGUACGCCAAAACUUAAAAUACGCGCUACUACGAUUUCCAGCAGCCCCACACAGCUUAAAUCGUCCAGUCCUGUCCUCAAAAGUGUGCCAACAACCGCUGAGCUAUUAGAGAAUAUCUGCCAGCCUCCAACACAAUCUUCCUCGCGCACUUCGUCUCAUGCAUCUUCGGUUGAAUCCAACGCCAGAAGCACACUACGAACUCCUGAAAAUUUCAUACCAUCGUACCACCAACCAUCUCCUGCCAAGUCCACCAUUGUAAGGACCGAGGUGACGCAAGAACAGGUUUACUCUCAGCCAUUCUUGUACUAG
Messenger RNA from Lachancea nothofagi CBS 11611, 1029 nucleotides. The record is from the annotation of a GenBank genome assembly. Lineage: Eukaryota; Fungi; Ascomycota; Saccharomycetes; Saccharomycetales; Saccharomycetaceae.